GAGCCGAGCGCCCCCACGCAAGCGGGCCGCGAGGUCGAGGACUCGGCUGCCCUCCGCAACGCCGUCUGCAAGGCGUGCGAGGGGCUCGCCUGGCAGCUCAUCAGCAUAGUGGAGGACCACACGCUGCGCGCCAGUCGGCCGGCGGCGUCAGGCCCGCCAGUCUCCGGACCGAUGAACGGGUUCCUGAGUGCGCCGCUGUCGUGGCAGACCACGGCGUCGAACUCCUCGGCCUACCCUGUCAGAGUGGUGCACGGACAG
This is a messenger RNA of Prorocentrum cordatum, 258 nucleotides long. NCBI's taxonomy places the organism in Eukaryota, Dinophyceae, Prorocentrales, Prorocentraceae. The record is from the annotation of a GenBank genome assembly.